AUGAUUAAUCAUUUAGAGUAAAAUUGUGAAUACCUCCAUCAUUUGCAAGAUGGGCAAUGUUUUCAUGAUGAUCUAUUCCCUUUAACUCUUUACAAUAGUCUAGGAUAUCUAUUAAUAAUCAUCAUAUUGGGUUUAUCAACAGUGGGUGGAUUGGGAGGAGGAAUUGAAAAAAUACCAAUCUUAAUUGUAAUGCUGAAUUUUUCUCAAUCUAAAGCAACACUCUAUGUGUAUGUAUUGACCUUUGGAACCAAUCUAGUUAAUUUUCUCAUGCUUAUAUACUAAAAGCAUCCCUUAGCAGAUAAAUAAAUAAUUGAUUAUGAACUUUCGCUUAUAUUAUUACCGACUGCUUUAUUUGGAAGUGCUUUUGGGAAUAUAUUACAUUAGAUUUUACCAGACAUCUUCCUGAUAUCUAUUCUUAUUGUUUUUUUCUCAAUUUUUGUUCCAAAAUUGUACAUUAAAGCUAAAUAAAAUAGAGAAUAAGAAAUGCAAGUUGAUAAUAAAUAAAAGACAGUCAUUAAUUAAGAAGUAACACAUUUAAUUGCUGAAUAAUAUAAAUCAGAAGACUAACAGAUAAUUCCUUUAUAUAAAUUUUUGCUAUUGUUAAUAAUAUUUAUGAUAGUUUAAUGUGUUUUAAUGAUUAGAGGAGGAAAGAAAUAGCAAUCUUUUAUAGGAAUAUAAUAUUGUUCAGAUGGUAAAUUAAUAAAUAAUAACUAGGCAGUCUAUUGGAUUACUACUGGAAUGAUUAUUGUAGUAUUAUUGUUGAUUUCUUAUGGAAUCAAGUAUCAUUUAGGUAGAGAAACAAAAACAAAAAUAGAAAUAGGAUAUUUCAAUGAAAAAGUGGAUUUUAAUUUUAUUGAAUCAAAAUUCUUCAUGAUUGUUUGGAUCUCUGGGUUUUUAGGAGGAAUUAUGGGAGGAAUGACAGGAGUAGGAGCUGGAGCCAUUAUUGUUUCAAUUCUGAUCCUUUAAAACGUCAAUUCUAGAGUAGCAUCAGCAACAGGAGGAUUUCAAAAGUUGUUUAUUUCCUUGUUUACGACAAUCCUCUCAUAUUAAUAAGGAGAUUUGAAUAAAAAUGAAAUUCUAUUUUUUUUUAUUCUUGGAUUGCUUAGUGGAUUACUGAUUGCAGGACCAAUGUAUUACUAUUUAGAAUUAAACCCAAAACAAAAUUAUUUAGUAAUCUACUUGGUGUGUAUAUUCUUGGUUAUAAGUGCUAUUUCAGGUGCCAUUUAUAUAUUUAAAGAAAUUGUUAUAAUGGAUAGAUGGAAUAAAAUGAUUUAAACUCAUACAUUUUGUUGA
Paramecium tetraurelia is the source of this 1293-nucleotide messenger RNA. RefSeq lists its product as uncharacterized. Gene Ontology annotation, cellular component: membrane; Cul4A-RING E3 ubiquitin ligase complex. Lineage: Eukaryota; Ciliophora; Oligohymenophorea; Peniculida; Parameciidae. The record is from RefSeq and is a predicted model, not a curated record. Gene Ontology annotation, biological process: protein ubiquitination. The transcript has a single exon.